This is a messenger RNA of Betta splendens (Siamese fighting fish), 3588 nucleotides long. RefSeq names its product prostasin-like. The coding region runs from base 142 to 1914 and encodes 590 amino acids. Gene Ontology annotation, biological process: proteolysis. The transcript is spliced from 10 exons. NCBI's taxonomy places the organism in Eukaryota, Metazoa, Chordata, Actinopteri, Anabantiformes, Osphronemidae. The record is from RefSeq and is a predicted model, not a curated record. Gene Ontology annotation, molecular function: serine-type endopeptidase activity.
UCAGGUGUGGCGUAGUUGGGCAGGUUCAUCACAGGAAAAGAGGCGUGUUUAGGUUCUAGGAAGAGAUAGAGAACAGGAGAAGCGAUGAGGAAUAUUCUGUACCAUAGAUAGCAGUCAAAUCUGUCAUGUGUAACAUCAGUCAUGACUUCUUUCAAGAUGAUAUGUGUGGCAACUCUGCUGAAUCUCAUGACACAAGUUUUAGAGUGUCGCUCACAGCUAAGUGUGUGUGGUCAGCCUCCACUUAACACCAAGAUAGUUGGAGGACAGGUGGCUUCUGCAGGCAGUUGGCCCUGGCAGGUCAGCCUGCAACAUUCUGGAAACCACUUCUGUGGAGGAUCCCUCAUCAACAGUCAGUGGGUGCUGACUGCUGCUCACUGCUUCGUAAUAACUGGCUACCCUGCAAGCAGUGUGACUGCAGUACUGGGUCUCCAAACUCAGUCAGGAUCCAACCCUAAUGCACAGUAUGUGGGGCUGACUAAGGUCAUUGUUCAUCCCAACUACAACUCCAACACAAACGACAACGACAUCUGCCUCCUGCAGCUGGCAUCAGCAGUGACUUUCACCAACUACAUUCAGCCUGUGUGUCUGGCAGCGCCAGGCAGCACCUUCUACAAUGGCACUGACUCCUGGGUCACUGGCUGGGGAGUCACCUCAAGUGGAUCUCAAACUGUUUCACAAACCCUAAUGGAGGUGGAGAUCCCAGUUGUGGGCAACAGACAGUGUAACUGUGACUAUGGAGUUGGAGCAAUCACCAACAACAUGAUUUGUGCUGGGUUAAGUGCUGGAGGGAAGGACUCCUGUCAGGGAGACUCAGGUGGUCCAAUGGUGAGCAAGCAGGGUGGUCGCUGGACCCAGAGUGGAGUCGUCAGUUUUGGAAACCAAUGUGCUUUACCUAAUUUUCCUGGAGUCUACACCAGAGUGUCCCAGUAUCAGUCCUGGAUCAACAGCCUGAUCACCAGCAACCAGCCGGGCUUCAUCACCUACACAUCCACUGGGACUGAUGGGGACCUCAGUGUCUCCUGUGCUGGUCUUCCACCAGUAACAACCACAGCCCCUCCCACAACAACACCGAAACCUGUGCUUUGUGGCCAAGCUGCGUUAAAUACUCGUAUUCUGGGAGGAAACUCGUCAGCUGGCAUGUGGCCGUGGAUGGUGAGCCUCCAGAGGAAUGGAAGCCAUGUGUGUGGUGGGACUUUAGUGGCUGUGGACUCUGUGCUGAGUGAUGCUAGCUGCAUCUCAAGUUCAUCUAAGCCGUCUGAUUGGACCGCUGUUUUGGGUCUUUUGAACCAAUAUGGCUCCAACCCUAAUCAAGUGUCACUGAAUGUGACAAAUAUCACCCUGAGCAACCUGACUGGCUCUAACAUAGCAGUGCUGCAUGUGGCGUCCCAACCCACCUUGUCCAACUACAUCCAGCCCAUCUGUCUGGGUGAUGGACAAACCUUUGCUGUGGGUUCAACAUGCUGGGCUGCUGGUUGGAGCUCAGGGAGAGGAGGAGUGCAAGGAAUUCUGCAGGAGACCCAGACCUCUGUGGUAAACUGUGGGAACUCAUCAACCAGUGGCAGCAUUUGUACAGGAGCUAUAAUACUGGAUCAGGGUGAUGCUGGUGGUCCACUAAUGUGUAAAGUGGGCAGCUACUGGUACCAGGCUGCUGUGUUAACAGUCUCCACAAACUCUACCAGUCAAACACGAGCAGCAGUUUCGAGCUUCACCACACUGACAGCCUACGACGCCUUUCUGCAUCAGACCCUGGGGUCAUUUUUGUCUCCUACCAGUGGAGGCAAUACAACCUCCUCGUCCAGCACUGAUGCCGGUUCUACUUCCUCCUCCUCCAGCACUGGGCGGGGUUCUGCUCUCUUGGCCUUCUUCCUCCCCCAUCUCCUUUUUUUUAUCACUUCCGUCUACCUCUUUCAAUAAUGUAUUUUUUUGAGUGAACAUACUGUAGGUCUAUGUGAAUUUACCUAGAUAAACUUCUCUGUCCUGUAGCAUACAUGAAUAAUAUACCUCUCAUUUUUCCCACCAGGAAGAGGGAUUUCUUUUUUGUUUAUUCAUAACUAAUGACUUGUGCUGCUGUUUGUAUGUGUUCUGUUUUUUGUUGUUUAUUCUCAGCAACCAGGUGUUCACCCUGGACAGAUCGCUAGACCAUGACAGGAUCCAUAACAUAUUGUUGGCUUCUUGCAGUAAAAGAAAUAAAGAUGCUGAGUGUUUGAUCCCAGGUUCUAUGCUCAUGGGUUAGAUGAAAAAGAAACAACUGUACAAAACCUCUCAUGACCUCACAGCUCGAAGGGACUGGGUUCAGCCAGGUGUGUUUCUGUAAAAAGUUCCUGUUCCUGUUCCUGUUCUUGUGCAGGUUGUUUUGGCCCAUCUACCCGAAUACUGUCUACUACAUAAGGUGUACUAUGAUGGAGUUCCUGAUUAUUAUCAUUGUAUUUGUUUACAAGGUCAACAGGAUUUAAAAAAAUAAAAUUGCCAAUUUAGCUUCUUUCCUAAAUUCUUCAUUUACUGUAGGAGUGUUUCCAUCUUUCAAAGGCAUCUGCAAUGUUCACCUGUUAUAUCAGGCUUUUUAGGGGCUUUUUGUGAUAUACUGUAAAUUAUCUCAUUCAUGUUGGCAAGUUCCUAAAUGUGCUUUUUCUGAUACACGACAGCAAUGUAGACAUCAACAGGAAGAGAAAGAAAGUCCUCAAGUUACUGUGACUGAUAUUUAUUUCCAGAUGAACUUUAGUGAUAGGUUACCAAGUUUCUCCUGCACCAUUUUAUCAACUCUCUCAUUCUGAACAACAGAGAGCAUGUUCUUCCAGUCACCGAUCUGACCUGUAAAAGCAGAACAAAAGCUGAAUCUGAUGUCUGGUCAGUUGUUUCUGAACAGGUGAAAUAUUUAUGUCCCAUUACUUUUACGCAUGAAGCUUCCACUGCACCUGUCUUUUGGUAUGAACUUGUCUUAUUCUUCGUAGGCUUAAAGGUGCAUUUUUCCACGACUUGCUCAAUGGCUGACCCCUUCCCUAAGAAGCUGCAGAUCUUUGUGAGAUCUCCGGGCUGUGUGUCUGAUAUCCGGACCUGCAGUGUGGGAGCCCCCCAGGGGACUGUCCUGACCCCCUUACUCUUCACCCUCUACACUGCAGACAUCAGACACAACUCAUCUGGCUGUGUUCGGCAGACGUUCUCAGACGACUCUGCAAUUGUUGGACUUAUCACUGACAAUAAUCCCUCCAGGGAAAAAACAUCCAGAGGGAGGACUUGCAUAAGUACCUGGUUAUUCACCUAAACAACAAGCUGGACUGGAGUAACAACAUAGACACACUGUACAGGAAAGGCCCCUCUCUACCUCCAAGGAAGGCUAAGGUUGUUUGGACCACUCCUGAAGACCUUCUAUGACUUUGUGGUGGCAUCAGCCAUCCUGUACGGUGUGGUUUGCUGGAGCAGUAGGAUCACAGUACAUCAUGUACAUAAUGUUGAUAACCUGUAGAGUUCUCACCCUGUGUUUUCCUUUCUUUUAAUAAUUGUGUCUCUAUUGUCUUCUGUAUUAUUUGUCUUUUGUGCUGUUGCAACAUGGCAAUUUCCCCAUCAUGGCACAAUAAAGGUUUUCUAUUCUUU